GCAUAUCUGAACUGUCAACGCAGAUUAAUGACAUAAAAUGACAGGUCUGGAACUUGCAACCAAGAGGCAGACACAAAGAAAUCAGCUCGGUUUGGACUAGCUUCUAUGUGGAUAUUGGAUAAAAUAUGAAAUUCACGUUGUUCAUGUUUUCAUACUCCUCAUCUCCCUGUGUUAAAUUUAUGAGUCAAAUCCAUAUUGUGGUUUUUUCUCUUUUCAAUGGUAUUCUUUUGAUUACUGCAUUAUAUAAUUUCACUUAUUCACAUAAAAGCAACAGAAACACAUUGAACAUCGAAUGCUACCAUGGAAAGGCUCUUAGGCUUAUUUGAAAAUCUGUAAUUAGAUAUUAGUGAGAGACGAUAUACGGAUUACUUCACUUCAAUACUGUUUGCUGAAAACUAAAAAGAAUUCUGUGAGACAUUACUAGUUAAAUUUACAUGUUCCAUUGCAUAACUGCAUAAUAUAAAAUGUAUUGUAGUGGUUGCGGUUUUCCUAUUUAAUUUUUUUUGAGUUUGCAUAACAUCGUGUAUUCAUGGAUGAAAGGAUUUCAGGUGUCUCUAUUCCACAGGAAGUCCUCCUCAGAUAUGGGGGGAUCACUAAUAUUCAGAAGGAAUACUUGUAUGGUGAAUUCCAAUCUCUAGAUUUCGUCUACAUACCAAGCUUCCUGAGAUCUCAGAUAUCUAGCAUCGACUCUUUGUAUCGUUACGGCAUUUGUCAAUCUCAUAAAGUAAUAUAUAAUGAGAGUUACGAAUACUUCGUGUGUCCCUCAGUGCUUCAUACAAAGUCUAGCUCUUUCGACAACGAGCUUCGGUUUUGUUGUGGUGUUCCACCCCAGCAAUAUUGCUGUUCGUCAUCUCAGUUCACAUCUGGGAUUCAUGUUAUACGAUCAGAUCUGUUAAUUUCACCCUCUAUUGUUAUUGGCGUUAGUAUUGGAUUUCUUCUGCUCGCUGUUUUCAUGAUUAUCUACACAUAUUCAAAAUUAGCAUAUGGAUUCCGCCAGAGAUCUAGUAAACUGUUUCAUGAAACAAACUGCGUCUCAUAUGGUCCAAAUAUCCCACGUCAACUAUUGCAUAGUUCGGAAUUACCUCUUUCAUCGGACUUGGAGUCUAUUGAACCUCCCAAGAAAGUUUUACUAUCUAGUAGUCGACUGACGAAAGUCUUCCCCGAAAAUACGAACAAUGAAAGUCUCUCCCAAAAUGUAAACAAUGCAUUACUAAUACCUUAUAAUAAUUCCGAAAGUGAACGAAUAGUUUUGAUCAGUAAUAAAUUAAAUAGUUCUCGUAAAGUAAAUGCCAACUCUACCCCUGUUAAAGCCCGACCUGUUAUACGAAAGAAGAGAUAAAACACAUCGUUCUGAAUUUUUUGAAUUUCUAUUCAAAUUUUUUCACUUAUUACUUUAUGUUCAAUAAUUUCGGUUGACAUCACACACUUUAUUGAAUUUUUGUAGAAAUUCACAAUUCCACAAUAUAUAAGAAUCGUGUAUCAUAUAUAUAUAUAUAUAUAUAUAUAUGAAGAGUCUUUUUGGUUUAAUGCCGAUUAUUUCACCAUCUUGUUAAUAGGAUGAACUCUGCCUUGACGUGGAAACUUGUCAUAAUGAGUUGAUUCGAUGCAAUUGUUAAUGAAGUCCAAUGCAGCCUUUGUUUCAUUGAGCUUAGCGUUCGUUAUACUUCAUGUACUAAUUGAGAAUCUUCAACACUUUAGGCGGCUCACAAUAUUUUAACUGGUCAGAAAUGGCCGUAAAAAUUCUUCAAGAGAAUAGCUCCAGAACAAAGAAUAUUCUUUUCAAUAACUUUAUCAUUAGGUUGUACAGUUAGACAUACAUAAUAUUGAAUGAAUUAGUGUUCCUAAUUUUUCUGACAUUCAAUGUGUUGUUAUGUUGAUGCUAUCGAACUGUAAUCCAUUGCUAUUACUAUUGAUUUGAUGUUAUUUAAAUAAGAUUAAUGUCGUUAAUAACAAUCAUUCAUCCACUGUUAAGUAUUUAUGUAACUGUAGGAGAUGAUGAUAAAGUUAUCGGAAAGA
Molecule: messenger RNA, 2016 nt
Organism: Trichobilharzia regenti
Lineage: Eukaryota; Metazoa; Platyhelminthes; Trematoda; Strigeidida; Schistosomatidae
Source: the annotation of a GenBank genome assembly